AUGCUCAUCCCAACACAAUCGCGACUUAUCUCGUCCCUACGCGCACUGAAUCGGAAAUGGCGCAGUCAUGCAGAAGCAGCAGGCCCUGCGCGUCGAGAGGAUCCUGUACUGGGUCGUUUGGGCGAAACUAUUCGCCAUACCUGGCAUCUAGGAGUUACGUCUUUCGGGGGCCCACCUGUUCAUUUCCAGAUCUUCUAUACCCGGUUUGUCGAGCAGGAGAAGUGGGUUGAUGAACAGACGUACCAAGAGCUGUUUGCCAUAUGCCAGGGUCUUCCAGGGCCGGCCUCUACAAAGAUGUUAUUCUGCUUAGCGUUACUCCAUGCGGGUUUUAUCCCCGCCUUGCUCGUAUUUUUCCUCUGGUGUGUCCCCGGCGCAGUCGGAAUGUAUGCCCUCUCCCUCGGCGUGCAACAAAUUGACGAAACACUCCCUGCACCGGUCUACGCCCUUCUCUCCGGCCUGAAUGCCUCAACUGUAGGCAUAAUUGCGCUUGCUGCUGUUCAACUAGCUGAAAAAGCGAUCCUUGAUAAGCUCUCCCGGAUAUUGGUAAUCUUCGGCGCAUGCGCUGGCCUCUGCUAUAGCGCACUUUGGUACUUCCCUGUCCUCAUGCUUUCUGGCGGUCUUGCCACUGCGCUAUGGGAUGGAUGGCUGUAUCAGCAGAUUGCGAGGGCAAAAAGGGCGUGGAGGGAUAGAAACCGGCAGCCUGAGCCAGAGGGUGAUACACCCAGUCUGAGGGACACGGAACCUGCAUCUGCGAGGGACUCAGGACAGGAGACGGGGACAGAGAUGUUACGAAUGAGGAAAUCUGGUACAGGGCCUUUGUCGCAGAGCCCAGCUAGUACCCCAGAUACAGUAGAAAGGGAAGUGCCCCCAUCACAGGACCACAUAAUCCGCACUCGUGUUGGGGCUGUAAUUCUUGUCUUCUUCUUUGCCUCCUUCAUCGCCAUUCUCGUUUCAAGAGCCAAGCUCUCUUACCCCCCGUUAGCUCUCGACCUUUUCGCAAAUAUGUACCUAGCCGGCACAGUGAUCUUCGGCGGCGGCCCUGUCGUCAUCCCCAUGCUCCGGUCCUACGUUGUAGAUCCCGGCUGGGUUUCAAGUCGCGACUUCCUAAUCGGCCUAGCUAUAAUCCAAGCCUUCCCCGGCCCAAAUUUCAACUUUGCCGUCUUUCUUGGAGCACUCGCCCUCCGGACAACACCAUACCCGACUAUCUUCGGAGCAUUUCUCGGUGGCCUCGGGAUUUUCUUCCCCGGAAUCACGCUUGCUGUCGCGAUUCAGUCCUUCUGGCGUGUCUUGCGGAAGCAGACGUAUGUUCUCAAUUUCCUGCGCGGCGUGAAUGCAGCUGCUGUAGGAUUGGUCUUUACGGCAGUAUACCGGCUUUGGGAAAUUGGGUAUUUGGCUCCGUCGGAACAAGACGGGCAGAGUCUGGCUAAAGAGCCCUGGUGGGUUGUUAUUACUGCUGUUACUUAUGCCGAGAGUGCCUGGUUUAAGGUCCCCCCUGCAGUGGCGAUUUUGAUAGGUGCCGUGCUUGGAUUGUGUUGGUAUGGUGUUGUUAAACCUGCUUGGUGA
Aspergillus puulaauensis is the source of this 1563-nucleotide messenger RNA. Its product is annotated as putative chromate ion transporter. The transcript is spliced from 4 exons. The record is from RefSeq and is a predicted model, not a curated record. Lineage: Eukaryota; Fungi; Ascomycota; Eurotiomycetes; Eurotiales; Aspergillaceae. Bases 1 to 1563 code for a protein of 520 amino acids. Gene Ontology annotation, biological process: chromate transport. Gene Ontology annotation, molecular function: chromate transmembrane transporter activity.